Plodia interpunctella (Indianmeal moth) is the source of this 2247-nucleotide messenger RNA. Its product is annotated as N-acetylglucosamine-6-sulfatase-like. Gene Ontology annotation, molecular function: N-acetylglucosamine-6-sulfatase activity; glycosaminoglycan binding. Gene Ontology annotation, biological process: glycosaminoglycan metabolic process. Bases 322 to 1782 code for a protein of 486 amino acids. The record is from RefSeq and is a predicted model, not a curated record. The transcript has 10 exons. Lineage: Eukaryota; Metazoa; Arthropoda; Insecta; Lepidoptera; Pyralidae.
CAAAAUUGUCAAUGUCAAGAAAUGAUAUAUUUUGAAAAAAUAUUCCUAUCAUUCGGAAAUAAUUAUAUCGAUUUUCCACAGUAAAUUAAAGUAGAUUAUUGUAAGAUUUUCGCUGCUUCGUUUUAUUACAUAAAAUGGGCAAAAAAGGUGUUGUUGCAUUUGUGAAAGAUUUUUAUUACGACCCCUUCAAAUGGUCAGUAGUCAAGAGUGUCGGCUUCUUCGCAGUCGGUGUGAUAAUCGCGAGCGAGUGCACAGGCCUGGAGCCCAUGCCCGCGAUUCCUCAGUAAAUUAAAAAAAAUAUAUUCCAAUAAGCUAAACACAAUGUUAAAAUACCUAUUUUUAUUAUUAGUUGCGCAAACCGCGCGCUGUGAAAAAAGACCUAAUUUUGUUGUUAUAUUGACAGACGAUCAAGACGUUGUUUUGGAUGGUAUGAGCCCGAUGAAAAAUGUCCAAAGGUUUAUUGCCGAUGAGGGUAUAACAUUUACUAAUUCUUUCGCGGCGUCCCCAAUUUGCUGUCCAAGCAGAUCAAGCAUUCUCACAGGGCUGUACGUUCACAACCAUGGCACCAAAAACAACAGUUUGGACGGAGGUUGUUACGGCGAGCGCUGGCGAGCGAACGAAGAGCGCGUAUUCGCGAAUGCGUUGCAAUCCGCUGGCUAUAAGACGUUUUACGCUGGAAAAUACUUGAACCAGUACGGCAUAAAAGAGGCUGGCGGCACAGCGCGCGUUCCGCCCGGCUGGACGGAAUGGCACGGAUUGGUCGGCAACUCUGUAUACUACAACUACACACUGUCGAGUAAUGGCGUCGCUACACACUCCACGGACUUGUAUCUCACUGAUGUUAUUAGAGACCUCGGCGUCAGCUACAUAGAGAACCAGACGGAAUCUCAGCCGUUCCUGAUGGUGUUGGCGCCCCCCGCCCCGCACGAGCCCUUCACUCCCGCGCCCCGACACAAGGGCACCUUCAGCAAUAUCACCGCUGUCAAACAUCCCAACUUCAAUAUUGCUGCCGUAGACAAACACUGGCUGAUGACAAUGCCGCCGUCGCCCCUACCCGAGUCUAUGGUACCGGAGUUAGACAAGAUAUACAGGUCCAGAUGGGAAUCGCUCUUAGCUGUGGAUGAGAUGGUUGCUGAUGUAGUCCAAGCGUUGUAUGAAGCGGCGCUAAUUGAUAACACAUACUUAAUUUUUACCUCUGAUAAUGGAUACCAUGUUGGUCAAUUCUCCCAACCUUUCGAUAAGCGACAGCCCUACGAAACAGACAUAAGAGUGCCUCUAGUAAUACGCGGCCCUAAACUCAUGAAAAAUAUCGAAAACGACCAGCCUGUAACCAACAUAGACCUAGCUCCGACUAUAUUAAAAUUAGCCGGUGUGAAAGGCCCCGAUAUGGACGGCAAAGCUAUAGAUUUCGAAGGAGAUGUGGAGGAGAGAUAUACACUGGUGGAAUAUUUUGGGGAAGGUGGCGGGUCUAUGAAUCCGAAAUGUCCUUGGGCUUUUGAUAAGCAAAAUUUGGAACUUUGUGCACCAAAAAGCUUGUGCAAAUGUCAGGAUUCGAGAAAUAACACGUUCGCGUGCGUGCGUCACGUCGCCCAAUUGGUGAACAUGAAGUAUUGUAUAUUUGCCGACAAAAAGCAAUUCGUGGAAAUGUACAACUUGGCGAGUGAUCCCUACGAAAUGAACAACAUAGCGAAUGAAGAGUUUCAGUCCAUUGUACUUUGGUACGAAAACGCAUUAGCCCACUUGCUCAAAUGUAAGGGUGCUGAUUGCAAAUAUCCUGUUUAAAUCUUCAUGUUUUCUUUAUUUAAAAAUAAAAUCCCUUCUAAAACCGAUUCAACACGUCAAAAAUCAACUAAAAACAUAUACAUCAGAAUAUUAUGGCGAUCGCUAUUCACUAGUGCCACCAUCGCAUUUUAAUUGAUAACGAAAACUGUAGUAAUCUAUGGUAUUUUUUUCGAUUUCACUGUAUUAAUAAAAAUAAAUUGAUAAAAAAUUUUUUUUUUUAUUGUGAUAAUGGCGCUAGUCUGCGCGUAGGCCCAGUCUGAAGUAGGCUAUGUAUUAUGCUCACACGCAUUAUUAAAUGUUUAGUAAGCUUAACAAAUAUUUUCUUGUAUAAAAGAGUGUAAAAAAUUUAACGAUAAAUUGCAUUUUCAAAUUAAUUGAACCUAAAUGUAACAGUGUGUUGUAAAGUGUAGACAGUCUGUGACUAAAAAUUUAAAAAAACGAAAAUAUAUUUUGCUCAAGGAUAAA